AUGAGUCGUGAAGAGCUGCCUUUCGAGGUUAUCCAGACAUGGAAACCUGAGCAACUGAAAGAGUUCUGUCGCAAGCAGGACUUGAAGGUUUCAGGAACCAAAGCUGAACUUGUAGCCCGCGUAUUUGCCGCGGCAGAAAUGGGCAUUUCCAUCAAGCCAACUGCUCUGGAACGAAUUGCUGCUACCGAAAAAGAGAAGGCAAAAUUACUCAUAAUGCCAAACGGGACCUCAGUUCCAGAUCCUUUGACACUGAAGGAUGGCUGGGUGAAGGAAAGCGAGAACAUGGCUUCUUGGCCGCCGAUAUACCUGAGUGAUAUAACAUUGUUUUUGAUGAGUGAUCACCCAGGGAAGGAUGUUGACUUCCACAAACGCGUCCUAAAUGAAUACAAAGAAGGGAAGGCGUAUCGUUUGUUUGACUCUGGCUGGUUGAAAGAGAUAUCAUAUCAUAAAAUCACGGAUGACUCGGAAUAUUGCUUUUUAAAAGCAAAAUGCACUCAUUCCAUGAAAAUAUCGGAUACACCGCAUUCUGCAUGGAUUUGUGCGAACAAGAAUGAUGGCUUUAUAGUCAAUGCCUACUGUACAUGUGUUGCUGGGUUUGUAUUACCAAGAUAGAUAAAAGUGGACAUAAAUUAGUAUUAAUUUGUAGGGUCAAACCCUAUUUUUCAUAUCAUUUCAUAGUUUCAUGUUACUGGUGUGAUGGUUCUAUAUGGUGGUAGGGACUCAACCAUGGAAUUAAAAAGGGUACAAGCUCCUUGAAACUAAGAGAGAGUCAUAAACCAACUAGUGGUCUAUUACAAAUCCUUUAUUCUGAUUGAUUGAUUGUGGUACAUUUGUCAUAUAGCACAUUCUGACUUGAGGUCUAAUUAUUAAAUAAUAGGGAGAUGAAUUUCACAAAACUAGGAGCAGGGCCAUAUUAUUCUUGAGCCCCCCAACAGUGUUGAGGUUUUUAGAUGCUACAUGAUUAUUUUCAUUCCCUUUUUUAUAAUUUCAGAAUGAGCAGCUCUUGUAUUCACAUCACAGCAUUGCUGUUUAGAGUUGAGGCUGCUAAUAGAAGUGGAAUGACCAACCCAGCUUGCACAUCAAGACAAUGUGUGUGGAAUGUCCCAUCAGAAAAGACAGUUAUCAAGCCAACAAAGAUUGCUGACAUGAAUUGGAAGUCAUCAAAACUAAAUAAAGGUAACUAAGUAACGGUAAGAUAUAGUAAACAUAGGACAUAGGAAUCACUGCUAUUGGAGAAAUGCUAAAAAAUAAAUAUGCUAAACUAUUUUGCAAACAAGGCUGAACUUCAUUCAUGCAGCAUCACGAUACAGUGUCCCUGUAAUAUUGCCACAAAAUGUAGCAACCUCUGAGCCUAUGAUUACCUCAUGAUUUGAUCAGCUUUGUUUUUGUUUUCUUGAGAACCUACCAGAGCAACUGUAGACAGCAGGCAUAGCCUAUUUCAGCCGGUAGAAAAAAAGAGGGCUCUGGAUGACAGUGAGAGAAGGAGAAGUUUCUACGAGAAUUUAAAGGAUACAUUUCCAGACUCCUGUUUUGUGUUGAUGGGUCAAGCUGAAUGCACACCAGAGCCACUACAACCAAUUAUCUACUCCUUGAGAAAGUGACAUACUUUCCAGUGAUGAAAUUGAUGCUAUGGAGGAAAUAACUGUUGGUCCGACUGAAAAUGAGGCUUGGCACCAGCAAAAGGAGGGCAGAAUAACUGCCUCAAAUGUUUACAGGGCAUUGACUAGAGUAGAAUCAGUGAGUCAAGCUGAAUGCACACCAGAGCCACUGCAGGCAAUAUCUACUCCUAGAGAAAGUAACAUAGUCUCCAGUGAUGAAAUUGAUGCUAUAGAGAAAAUAACUGUUGGCCAGGCUGAUAAUGAGGCUUGGCACCAGCAAAGGGAGGGCAGAAUAACUGCCUCAAACUUUUAUAGAGUAUUCACUCAAGUAGAAUCAAUGAAAGUCAAUGAAGAAAAUAGUGCCGAUAAACUUGUUGAUAGCUUAUUGGGAAAAGUUAAACCACCUACACAUUUACCAGCUCUUAAAUAUGGCAGAGAUAUGGAGCCCAUUGCAGUUAAGGAAUUCAUCAAAUACUUCAAAAAACACCACAAGGAUGUUAGGUAUAGAGAAUGUGGUAUCUUUAUUGAUAAAACUAAACAUUACUUGGGAGCAUCCCCAGACUUACUGAUAGAGUGCUCUUGUUGUGGGGAAGCAGUAGUAGAGAUCAAGAACCCUUUUAGCAUUGCCAAUGAAAUUCCCUCAGCACAUAAUCUGUCAUACUUAUGUAUGUGUAAUGGACAAGUAGCUUUAAAGCAGCAGCAUCAGUACUUUGCCCAGGUCCAGGGUGAGAUGGCUAUAACAAAGAGGCAAUUGGGCUAUUUCUUUGUAUACACACAAAAGGGCUAUCACUUGGAAACAAUAAGAUUUAAUGCCACAUACUGGCAUAGGCUUGAAGAAAAUCUAACCUGGUUUUAUAGUAAUUGUCUUUCACCAGCCCUGAAACUACUGCGAAAAUAA
Molecule: messenger RNA, 2496 nt
Organism: Porites lobata
Lineage: Eukaryota; Metazoa; Cnidaria; Anthozoa; Scleractinia; Poritidae
Source: the annotation of a GenBank genome assembly